AUGGAUCAACCCUCGACAGCUGAAAAGGGUCAAAAUGACUCAGACACCAGUGACUUGGAUGUGCUCUCUCGCCCCAGCUCAUCAACCCCACACCACAGGCCAGGCCAUAGUGGAGGCCACCGCCAUGAUGAGUCCCAUCACCAUGGUGAGUCCCAUCACCAUGGUGAGUCCCAUCUUCAUGGUAUAUCCCAUCAUCAUGGUGGAUCUCACCACCUUGGUGACUUCCAAGACUUCCAUGACAAUGCCUUCUCCCGCCAUUCCCACCACUCUCCCCACUCCCACCAUUCCACCCACCAUGGAGAGACCCGCCAUCAUGGUGGAACCCACCACUCCACAAACCUUGCCCUGCCUCCUUCCCAUGGCACUGUCUUCUCCCACCAUUCUUAUGGUGAGGACCACUCUGAUGAUGAGCACCACCACGGUAGCAGAAAAUAUAAUGGUAGGCCUCACCACCGUAAUGAGUCCUACCUCCAUGGGGGCCCCUCCCACCACGGUGAGUCCUCCCACCAUGGGGGGCCCCGCCACCACGGUGAGUCCUACCUCCAUGGGGGGCCCCCCCACCACGGUGAGUCCUAUCACCCUGGGGCCCCCCACCACCACGGUGAGUCCUACCACCAUGGGGGCGCCCCCCACCACGGUGAGUCCUACCUCCACGGGGGGCCUCACCAUCAUGGUGAGGCCUACCACCAUGGGGGGCCUCACCAUCGGGGGGGGCCCCAUCACCAUGGUGAGCCUUACUACCAUAAAGAGGCCUACCACUCCGGGGGCCCUCGCCAACACAUUGAGGCCUAUCACCAUGGUGGGCCCCAUCACUAUGAUGCUUACCACCACGGUGGGCACCAUCAUCAUGAAGCCCCCCACCACAGAAGGCCUCUUCAUCAUGGAGAGACCUAUUCCCACCAUUCCUAUGUGGGGUCCUACCACGAUGACAUACCUAACUACCACAGCGAGCGCCACCACAGUGAGCAACACCAUGGCCACCACGGCUACCAUGAUGAGCACCACCAUGGUGAGCACCACCACGGCGAGCACCACCACGGCGACGAGCACCACCAUGGCCACCGUGGCGAGCACCACCACAGGGAGUAUCACCGUGGUGCACAUCCUUACAAUUAUCUCCACAGUAUCGGGGCGCAACAUCAUGGUGGCUCCCAAGUCUUUGGCCCACUCAAGCCCCACAGCAUGGCCAGAGCCUCCCUUGGCUCCACCUAUUCAAUGGCCCUCCAACCGAACUUGACCCGUUCCCACAAUAAAAUUCGCUCACAUGCCUCCCAGGUCUCUAGCAAAGUCCAUCCUCAGGAUUCCUCCUCUAAAUCCUCGGAAAGCUGGGCUGAAGAAGAUGAGCAAUUUCAGAAGCGCGAAACUGGCCGGCCGCAGCGGUCCCACAAGAAGCUUCAUACUAUGGACCUCUCCAAUUGGUUGCGGGAAAAAUUAAGCUACUUCAUUCAAGGCCUCCGGAGCAUGCUCAGGAACCUGACUCAGUCCCUGGCCUUUGAAGCCUUCAUCUUCCUCAUCGUCUGCCUCAACACCAUCAUGCUAGUGGCCCAGACCUUCGCUGAAGUCGAGAUCCGGGGCGAGUGGUACUUCAUGGCCUUGGACUCCAUCUUCCUCUCCAUCUAUAUGAUAGAAGCUCUGCUCAAGAUCAUCGCCUUGGGCCUCAAGUAUUUUUCUGACUCCUGGAACAAUCUGGACUUCUUCAUCAUGGUCAUGGCUGUGCUGGACUUCAUGCUCAUGCAGCUCAGCUCCCUCUCCUUCAUGCGCGUCAUCUACCACCAAAGCGUCUUCCGGAUCUUCAAGGUCUUCAAGAGCCUGCGGGCCCUGAGGGCCAUCCGGGUCCUGCGGAGGCUCAGCUUCCUGACCAGCCUCCAGGAAGUGACCGGGACCCUGGCCCGGUCCCUGCCGUCCAUCACCGCCAUCCUCAUCCUCAUGUUUACCUGCAUCUUCCUCUUCUCUGUGGUGCUCCGAGCAUUGUUCCGCCAAUCUGACCCCAAGCGCUUCCAGAACAUCUUCACCACCAUCUUCACCCUCUUCACCCUGCUCACCCUCGACGACUGGUCCCUCAUCUACCUGGACAGCCGGGCCCAGGGCGCCUGGUACAUCAUCCCCAUCCUCAUGGUCUACAUCAUCAUCCAGUAUUUCAUCUUCCUCAACCUGGUGAUUGCUGUCCUGGUGGAUAACUUCCAGAUGGCACUGCUCAGGGGCCUGGAGAAAGUGAAACAGGAGAGGGCCGCCCAGAUCCACGAGAAGCUGCUGGAUGACUCACUGACGGAGCUCAGGAAAGCAGAGCCUGAAGAGGAGAUGGGUGAACACGCGAUACGGAAGCAGCUCAUGGAGAAAAAAUUUGGGACCAUGACUGAGAAGCAGCAAGAGCUCCUGUUCCACUUUCUGCAGCUGGUGGCUGGGGUGGAGCAUUAUCAACAGAAAUUCCGCUCCCAGGCAUCUGUCAUUGAUGAGAUUGUCGACGCCGCAUUUGAGGCUGGAGAAGAGGACUUCAGGAAGUGACCCUGGAGAUGGACGCCCAACGCAGACUUUAGCCUCUGGCAAGUUACCC
Molecule: messenger RNA, 2551 nt
Organism: Diceros bicornis minor
Lineage: Eukaryota; Metazoa; Chordata; Mammalia; Perissodactyla; Rhinocerotidae
Gene: CATSPER1
Product: cation channel sperm associated 1
Exons: 14
Coding region: 1-2502 (833 amino acids)
Biological process (GO): regulation of cilium beat frequency involved in ciliary motility; calcium ion transport; flagellated sperm motility
Cellular component (GO): CatSper complex; membrane
Molecular function (GO): voltage-gated calcium channel activity; calcium-activated cation channel activity
Source: RefSeq, a predicted model, not a curated record